AUGAUGAGAAGUGCUUGUGGUUCAAAUGAUCAUCCGGAUUCUGUCUUAUUUAUUCAAAUGUUUCGUCUCAUCAGCACAUACUCAUUAAUUAAACCACCAAAAAAUAGUAAUGUAACUGGUGGAGAAAUGAUUGAAACAUUAAUAAAUAUUCAAGAUUUAUCAAAUGUGAAUAUAACAAAAGAUACACUAGAAGGAGAGUUAGAUUCAAUUAUAGACAAAGGCCAGUUUGAAGAACUUCCUGACGUUAUAGUAUUAAUGCAUGACCAUGAUUAUAGGUCUACCAGUACUUCAAGUCAAGUAUUAUCAUACUUAGCAGGUUAUAUAGCUAGAAAGGCAAACCGAUUCACUAAGUGUAAAAAAUGUCUCUCUAGUUUAAGAAACGAUUGUUUGUCUUCAUCUAGAGACAAACUUAUAGACAUGCGAUCAAAGGGCAACUUAAUACAUUCAUCAAAUAAUCUAUUUAAUUUAAUUUCUACUUUAGAAAAAUCGACACUAGAAGCAUUAAACAAUGAAGAACUUAAUAUGAAUACUUUACUAACUAUUACGGAAAUGAUUGAACAAGGGGAUUCAAUCCAAUUGGUCGGUUGUGUAGAUCAUAAAGAAGAAUUUUCUAAAGCCAUUGUGCGAUUUUUUUUAAUAAUGCAUAUGUGUUUUAUUGUCAAAAGAGCCAAUUAUAAAGAUACGAUGACUAGCAAAGAAAAAACAAAAAAAAAACAGGAAAGUAUCUAA
This is a messenger RNA of Macrosiphum euphorbiae (potato aphid), 729 nucleotides long. NCBI's taxonomy places the organism in Eukaryota, Metazoa, Arthropoda, Insecta, Hemiptera, Aphididae. The record is from the annotation of a GenBank genome assembly.